UCACGUAAAAAGGAGUAAGGGGGAGAGAAAAUAAACUAGGGUUCGUUCCAGUUCGUUUCCGGGGAGCACCGCCCCCCGAACUACCGUGCCCUCCGCUUCCCCAGCCGCAACCAAAGAGGCGUCCCCGGCGGCGGGACCUACGGCGGCAGGAAGCCGCAGCCGCGUCCUGCUCGCCGGGCUCGUGGUGUAGGCCAAGAGCGGCGGCGGCGGUAGCUCGGGGAGCUCGCAGCAGCGGCGGCCGCAAAAGGAUCGGCGACGGCGGCAGUCUACUACCCCGUAGUUCGGAUAGAGGCCCCUCUUCCUAUCGAGGUCAUGAUAAAUAAGCAUCUAGUCUUUGUGGCUGUUGUCGCUUUUGGUAAUCCUGCCUUUUAGUCGAUUCCAUUUUUUGUUUGCUGCGGAGGUAUUGUGUUUAGGCAUAUAUCUGCAGCUUUGUCACAACAAAGGAAUCUCUCUGGGAGUUACAUUAAGCACUAGGAAUAAUCUGCAAUGGCAGAGGCCAGCCCUAGAACAGAAACGUCAACAGAUGAUACUGAUGAAAAUCUUAUGCUUGAACCAGGGAAUGCUGCUCUUGCUGUUGUUUCUGACUCUAGUGACAGAUCCAGAGACAAAAACGGAGAUCAAAAGACAAUGCGUCGGCUUGCUCAAAAUCGCGAGGCUGCUAGGAAAAGUCGUUUGAGGAAAAAGGCAUAUGUUCAACAAUUGGAGAACAGCAGGCUAAAGCUUACCCAGCUAGAGCAGGAGUUGCAACGAGCUCGUCAACAAGGCAUUUUUAUAUCUAGUUCAGCAGACCAGUCCCAUUCCAUGAGUGGAAAUGGGGCGUUGGCUUUUGACACGGAGUACGCACGGUGGUUGGAAGAACACAAUCGACAAGUUAAUGAGCUGAGAGCUGCAGUUAAUGCUCAUGCAGGCGAUACUGAGCUGCGUAGUGUUGUUGAGAAGAUCAUGUCACACUAUGAUGAGAUUUUUAAGCAAAAAGGAAAUGCAGCCAAAGCAGAUGUCUUUCAUGUGUUAUCAGGCAUGUGGAAGACACCAGCUGAGAGGUGUUUCCUAUGGCUUGGAGGUUUCCGACCUUCUGAGCUUUUAAAGCUUCUUUCGACCCAGCUUGAACCCCUAACUGAGCAGCAGCUGUCAGGGAUAUGCAACCUUCAGCAAUCAUCACAACAAGCUGAGGAUGCUCUUUCACAAGGAAUGGAGGCUCUUCAGCAGUCUUUGGCAGAAACAUUGGCUGGGUCUAUCGGCUCUUCUGGAUCUGGAUCAACAGGAAAUGUGGCAAACUACAUGGGGCAAAUGGCCAUGGCCAUGGGAAAGCUUGGAACCCUUGAAAAUUUCCUUCGUCAGGCUGACAACCUGCGGCAGCAGACUCUUCAGCAGAUGCAAAGGAUCCUGACCACAAGGCAGUCUGCCCGUGCACUUCUUGUGAUAAGUGAUUACUCAUCCCGGCUUCGUGCCCUAAGUUCUCUUUGGCUUGCUCGACCGAAGGAAUAACAAGCGCGUGUGAUUUGACUGCAAUACAUUUUCGCAAUUUGGGGGUGAUGGUGGUGGCAGUCAUGCAACAGACUUGAUUCAGAGAAACUUGCACAUACUAUAAUCCAAAGAGAUGUUGUGUUCAGGUAGCUUAGCCAUAUAGUGAAGUUGAGUGCAUUAGGGCAGGGUCCUUGUUGUACCGUUAACCGCUGUAAAAUUGGCAUCUAAUGGUUGCCAAGUAAUCUUUAAGAUACUAAUUUGCAGAGAGCCAUCCCUUUAGAUGUGCAUUUAUAACUCUUUUGUUGCUAAUCGGAUUUAUUGACUGCUGGGUACAUUUGACAUCAUGUUGUACAAUGCUAGGCUAAUCAUCUAACGACUGUAUAUUAUCA
This is a messenger RNA of Triticum aestivum (bread wheat), 1853 nucleotides long. The record is from RefSeq and is a predicted model, not a curated record. NCBI's taxonomy places the organism in Eukaryota, Viridiplantae, Streptophyta, Magnoliopsida, Poales, Poaceae.